UCUCCGUCUCACUCUAUGGCAGCUGAUAUGACGGAGGAGAAGCCGCCGUCACCAUCUGAGCAAGUGUUUUCACUAGCAACGAGUAGGCCUAAGAAACGUGCAGGGCGGAGGAUAUUCAAAGAGACUCGUCAUCCCGUAUAUAGAGGUGUUCGUAAAAGGAAUAAAGAUAAAUGGGUGUGCGAGCUACGCGAGCCUAAUAAAAAGACUCGUGUAUGGCUCGGCUCUUAUCCCACGCCAGAAAUGGCUGCAAGGGCGCAUGAUGUAGCUGCACUUGCAUUUCGAGGAAAAGCUGCCUGCCUUAACUUCGCUGACUCUGCUUGGAAGUUGCCUUUACCGGCUUCAAUGGAUGCAACGGAAAUUCGAAGAGCGGCUGCUGAGGCAGCCAAAGCAUUUGGGCCUCAGGAAUUGAAGCAAGUUUCGGGAAGCGUGGAGGCUUGUAAUGGUGAAGUUAACUUUGUGGAUGAAGAAGCAGUGUUCGAUAUGCCCAACUUGCUCGUAAGCAUGGCUGAAGGGCUUUUGCUUUCUCCCCCAAGGAGUAAUUUGGGGGAUGAUGAGAGUGGUAUGGAUGUGUCCUUGUGGACCUACUCAAUUUGAUUCGUUGGGAUUUAC
Messenger RNA from Hibiscus syriacus, 609 nucleotides. Its product is annotated as dehydration-responsive element-binding protein 1D-like. The transcript has a single exon. Gene Ontology annotation, biological process: regulation of DNA-templated transcription. NCBI's taxonomy places the organism in Eukaryota, Viridiplantae, Streptophyta, Magnoliopsida, Malvales, Malvaceae. Bases 16 to 594 code for a protein of 192 amino acids. The record is from RefSeq and is a predicted model, not a curated record. Gene Ontology annotation, molecular function: DNA binding; DNA-binding transcription factor activity.